Molecule: messenger RNA, 3926 nt
Organism: Gymnodraco acuticeps
Lineage: Eukaryota; Metazoa; Chordata; Actinopteri; Perciformes; Bathydraconidae
Product: NLR family CARD domain-containing protein 3-like
Exons: 9
Coding region: 166-3411 (1081 amino acids)
Molecular function (GO): protein binding
Source: RefSeq, a predicted model, not a curated record
CUUCCUCCCGGUUGGUAAGAGACAGUUUUCAGAGUGAGAGAAUCUCAGCUGAUCUCUCUAACAGCUGCUACAUCUAACUAUGCUAACAGCUUGCUAACUAUGCUAACAGUAUGCUAACUAUGCUAACCAAAACAAAUACUUGAGGUAGGAGAUGAGACUGGUCGAAUGUACUUACGGACCUGGACCCUAACCUGGACCUGGACCUGGACCCAGCUGUGUGUCCAUGAAGACGGACCGGUGCUAUGGAUCAUCCUGUUACCUUUAAAGCUGGACUUCCUGCAGAUGAAGGAGUUCUGCAGGAGUUCUCAGAAGUUCCCAGUGAUCAGUCCGCCCCGAAGCAUCACACAGACCUGGACUCCAUAUUUAUGGUGUGUACAAAUAUACAUUUACUGUGAACUACAGAUGAUGCUGCUGGAGGACCACAUCGUCACUUUUGUGAAGAACGAGCUGAAGAAGAUCCAGAAGGCUCUGAGUUCAGAUUACCCAGAAGGCUUAGAGACUCAGAGUGAGGAUGAGGAGGUGUUGGAGGCUGAGGAUGAAGAGCAGAGGAAGAGCAGAGAGGCAUUUCUGAACAUCACACUGCACUUCCUGAGGAGCAUGAAGCAGGAGGAGCUGGCUGAGCGUCUGCAGAGCAAAACCUUUGCUGCAGAGUGUCAGCGUAAACUCAAAUCCACCCUGAAGGAGAGGUUCCAGUGUGUGUUUGAGGGCAUCGCUAAAGCAGGAAACCAAACCCUUCUGAACCAGAUCUACACAGAGCUCUACAUCACAGAGGGGGGGUCUGCAGAGGUCAACAAGGAACAUGAGGUCAGACAGAUUGAAACAGCAUCCAGGAAACCAGACGGACCAGAAACAACCAUCAGACAAGAAGACCUCUUUAAAGCCUCACCUGGAAGAGAUGCACCAAUCAGGGCAGUGCUGACAAAGGGCGUGGCUGGCAUUGGGAAAACAGUCUUAACACAGAAGUUCACUCUGGACUGGGCUGAAGGCAAAGCCAACCAGGACAUCCAGUUCAUAUUUCCAUUCACCUUCAGAGAGCUGAACGUGGUGAGAGAGAACAAGUACAGCUUGGUGGAACUUGUUCAUCACUUCUUCCCUGAAACCAGAGACGCAGGAAUCUGCAGGUUCGAUCAGUUCCCGGUCGUGUUCAUCUUUGACGGUCUGGAUGAGUGUCGACUUCCUCUGGACUUCCUCAACACUCAGAUCCUGACUGAUGUCACAGAGUCCACCUCAGUGGAUGUGCUGCUGACAAACCUCAUCAGGGGGAAGCUGCUUCCCUCUGCUCGCCUCUGGAUAACCACACGACCUGCAGCAGCCAAUCAGAUCCCUCCUGAGUGUGUGGACAUGGUGACAGAGGUCCGAGGGUUCACUGACCCACAGAAGGAGGUUUACUUCAGGAAGAGAUUCAGAGAUCAGAAGCAGGCCGGCACCAUCAUCUCCCACAUCAAGAGCUCACGAAGCCUCCACAUCAUGUGCCACAUCCCAGUCUUCUGCUGGAUCUCUGCUUCAGUUCUGGAGGACAUGUUGAAAACCAGAGGGAGAGGAGAGCUGCCCAAGACCCUGACUGAGAUGUACAUCCACUUCCUGGUGGUCCAGUCCAAAGUCAAGAACGUCAAGUAUCAUGGAAAAAGUGAGAGACAUUCCCACUGGAGUCCAGAGAGCAGGAAGAUGAUGGAGUCUCUGGGGAAACUGGCUUUUGAGCAGCUGCAGAAAGGCAACCUGAUCUUCUAUGAUCACGACCUGACAGAGUGUGGCAUCGAUAUCAGAGCAGCCUCAGUGUACUCAGGAGUGUUCACACAGGUCUUUAGAGAGGAGAGAGGACUGUACCAGGACAAGGUGUUCUGCUUCGUCCAUCUGAGCGUUCAGGAGUUUCUGGCUGCUCUUCAUGUUCAUCUGACCUUCAUCACCUCUGGAGUCAACCUGCUGAAAGAAGAACCAUCAACCCUCCAACAUUCUGGUGUGAAACCUAAACUAACAAAUCUCUACCAGAAUGCUGUGAACAAGGCCUUACAGAGUCCAAACGGACACCUGGACUUGUUCCUCCGCUUCCUCCUGGGUCUUUCACUGCAGACCAAUCAGAAACUCCUACGAGGCCUGCUGACAUGGACAAGAAAUGGCUUGAAUACCAUUCAGAAACUCCUAAGAGGCCUGGUGACACAGACAGGAAGUAGCUCAGAGAUCACACAGAAAACAGUCCAGUACAUAAAGAAGAAUAUGGACAAGGAUCUCUCUGCAGAGCAAAGCAUCAACCUGUUCCACUGUCUGAAUGAACUGAAUGAUCGUUCUCUAGUGAAGCAGAUCCAACAGUACCUGAGCUCAGGAAGUCUCUCCACAGAUAAUCUGUCUCCUGCUCAGUGGUCAGCUCUGGUCUUCAUCUUACUGACAUCAGGAGAAGAUCUGGACGUGUUUGACCUGAAGAAAUACUCUGCUUCAGAGGAGGCUCUUCUGAGGCUGCUGCCAGUGGUCAAAGCCUCCAGGAAAGCUCUACUGAGUGGCUGCAAGCUGUCAGAGAGAAGCUGUGCAGCUCUGUCCUCAGUCCUCAGCUCCCAGUCCUCUAGUCUGAGAGAGCUGGACCUGAGUAACAACGACCUGCAGGAUUCAGGAGUGAAGCUGCUGUCUGCUGGACUGGAGAGUCCACACUGUGAACUGGAGACUCUCAGUCUGUCAGGCUGUCUGGUCACAGGGGAAGGCUGUGUUUCUCUGGCUUCAGCUCUGAGCUCCAACCCCUCCCAUCUCAGAGAGCUGGACCUGAGAUACAAUCAUCCAGGAGACUCAGGAGAGAAGCUGCUGUCUGCUGGACGUGAGGAUCCACUCUGGAGACUGGAGACACUCAGGAUGGACCAUGGUGGACUGCAGUGGUUGAAACCUGGUCUGAGGAAGUACGCCUGUGAACUGGAGCUGGACACAAACACAGUUAACAGAUACCUCAAACUGUCUGAAGACAACAGGACGGUGACACAUGUGGAGAAGGAGCAGCCAUAUCCUGAUCAUCCAGAGAGGUUUAGGUACUGGCUUCAGCUGAUGUGUAGAGAAGCUCUGACUGGUCGCUGCUACUGGGAGGUCGAGUGGAGCGGAGAUGUUUUUAUAGCAGUGGCUUACAGAGGAAUCAGCAGGUGGGGGGGCAGAGAUAAGGUUAAGUUUGGAAGGAAUGAUCAGUCCUGGAGGCUUCAGAGGCAUGAUGGUUAUUACUUUGUCAUGCACAAUAAGAAAAUAACAGACCUCCCUUCCUCCUCCCCCUCUGGUAGAGUAGCAGUGUAUCUGGAUCAUCCUGCUGGCUCUCUCUCCUUCUACAGAGUCUCCUCUGACACACUGAUCCACCUCCACACCUUCAGAACCACAUUCACUGAACCUCUCUAUGCUGGGUUGACAGUCUGGUCUGAUUCCUCAGCGUCUCUGCGUCCUCUGCCGGUCUGAGAGUCUCUCCUGUUCAGUUCAGUCAUGGCUUAAAUGUAGUUGAGUCGUUUCUAUCAUGGUAACUGCUGCCAUCAGAGCGUACCUCAGCGCUGCCUGCCACAAGCAGCCAUAAACACACUAACAGAAAGCAAUGAUCCGUGUUGUGUCAAAUUAUCAUAUAAUCAUUUAUAUAUAAACAUAUAUUGUGUCUUGUACUCUGAUUGCCUAUUACUCUGUGAAAUUGUAUUUUUAUAGUUAUUCGUGUUUAACAGAGACAUAUGUUUAGGAUUGAGAUUCCAGAAGGGUAAAGGAGGAUUUGUAAAUGGAUAAGGACUGGGGUUUAUGGUGGGGAUGUUUAGAUGAGGUCUGAGACCUAGGGCCAGUAGACUGUUCCCUUUCUUCCACAUGGUGGGACGUUCGCUGUUCCUGGACCUCUUUAUCCUCUGAGGAAGAAGUGGCUCUGUUCCUAACAUUUGAGAUGGAUCUCAAUUGUAUUUGGACUUUUUUCAUUAUUUUAUUAAAUAUAACAAAAUACA